Molecule: messenger RNA, 858 nt
Organism: Drosophila rhopaloa
Lineage: Eukaryota; Metazoa; Arthropoda; Insecta; Diptera; Drosophilidae
Product: outer dynein arm-docking complex subunit 1-like
Source: RefSeq, a predicted model, not a curated record
AUGGAACUGGUUUUUACCAAAAAUGCAUCAUUCAUCAUGGAUCUUAUCGACCAGUCGACGCGCCAGCGGGAGGAACUCUGCAACAAGCUGUCCGUACUGAAGGACCGCAACGAGAACGACAAGGUGAUGCACAUCCAGGAGAUGCGCGAGAUGCAGCGUCGCCUGGAGCACGAUGCCAAGUUGCAGAAGUUCUUUGAAAUAAAAGGCCAGAAGCGACUCAAUCCAGAGCUGGAGCAGCGCGAGCUGGACAAAAAGCAGAGCCAGAAGGAGACCUACGAGCGGCAACUCCUGGAGUACAAGGAGAUUAUCGAGAAAAUCAAGCUGCUCUACGGAGAGGAGGAUGCGGAGCGACUGGUGGCCCAGUUCAAGCGCCAGGAGGACGAAAACUUUGCCCUCUUCAAUUAUGUGAACGAACUGAGCCACGAGGUGGAGGUGUUGAACGAUUCCACACAAGAGCUGCAGGAUGAAAUAGAACGUCAGAAAUCGGAGCAGACAGAAAAGGAGUUGAAGCUCAAGACUGAGGCGCUGGACUAUCUGAAUGCCGAAAAGGAGCGGAUCGAGCAACUUGCUGAAGAGACUAGGGAAAAGAAGCGCACCCUGAUCAUCAGACUAGACCAGCUUCUCAAGGGCAUCGAGGAUAUAUUCAGACAACUAGCCUGCGACAAUGCCCCCAUCCUGAAUGUGCUUAGCACGAAGUCUUUUUUAACGGUGCACAACGUAAUUAUUGGCGUUAUUGAGCGACGCGUCAAUCUAAUCAUCAGUGCCAUUAAUAUCGAGGAUAAUUCCAAUAAAAUACUGGCCAGAAAAGAUCGAGUUCCCAAGUUUAACAUACGGGAAUCGGCCAAGACUAAAACUUGA